This is a messenger RNA of Columba livia (rock pigeon), 729 nucleotides long. RefSeq names its product prefoldin subunit 5 (gene PFDN5). Gene Ontology annotation, cellular component: prefoldin complex; cytoplasm. Lineage: Eukaryota; Metazoa; Chordata; Aves; Columbiformes; Columbidae. Bases 132 to 602 code for a protein of 156 amino acids. The record is from RefSeq and is a predicted model, not a curated record. The transcript is spliced from 6 exons. Gene Ontology annotation, biological process: RNA polymerase I assembly; RNA polymerase III assembly; protein folding.
GGGAGCAGCGAGAGGCGGCGAGCAGAGCGGCACGGCGGGAGCAGCGAGAGGCGGCGGGCAGAGCAGAGCGGCGCGGCGGGAGCAGCGAGAGGCGGCGGGCAGAGCAGAGCGGCGCGGCGCGGCGGCCCAAGAUGGCGGCGCAGGCGGUGAAUGUGGCGGAGCUGCCGCUGCCGCAGCUGGAGCUGCUCAAGGGGCAGCUGGACCAGGAGGUGGAGUUCCUCUCGUCCUCCAUCGCGCAGCUCAAGGUGGUGCAGACCAAGUAUGUGGAAGCCAAAGAUUGUCUCAAUGUCCUCAACAAGAGCAACGAGGGGAAGGACCUGCUGGUGCCGCUCACCAGCUCCAUGUACGUCCCCGGGAAGCUCUCGGACGUCGAGCGCGUCCUGAUCGACAUCGGCACCGGCUACUACGUGGAGAAGACAGCAGACGACGCCCGAGACUUUUUCAAGCGGAAGAUCGACUUUCUGACCAAGCAGAUGGAGAAGAUCCAGCCGGCGCUGCAGGAGAAACACGCCAUGAAGCAGGCCGUGGUGGAGAUGAUGAGCCAGAAGAUCCAGCAGCUCACGGCGCUGGGAGCCGCGCAGGGCGCCGCCGCCAAGGCGUAGCCUGCGGCCUCCCCCCCGCCGGGCUGGGGGGGCCCUGGGGACACAGCGCACCCCCCCAGCCCCACUGUCCCUGUCACUCUCCCCCCCAUUUUUGGCAGGCAGUGCGGAAUAAAGGAGGUUUGUGGCA